UGUUGUUUACUAACCGUUAUAUUUCGAAGAAGAAAUAGGUGGAACUGUUACGUUAGUGGCAGGAGUCAGCUUACUGACCGUUACAUCAGGGAGUGUCAACGAUUUUGUCACCAAAACAGGAGACACCAUGGAAUGUUGAUGUAUUAACAAAACCCCCAAAAUGAAUAAACCAAAAAUGGCCACAGAGAAAGGUGUUCCCAGUAACUCCAGGGUCCUUACGCUGCUGGCUCAACUGGAGAGGAUGACUGGAAAUGCUGUGGUGAGAGAUACUGAAACAGCACGACAAGUCACUGCAAAGAUACUUCAUCUCAUACAGACUCAGGAGAAGAGUGGAAAAGAGGUGAUGUCUAAAGGCUCCAGUGGCAUGGAUAUCAUCCUGGCUUCACUGAAGAACACUCAGGAUGUCCAGACCACUCAAAACAUUCUCUGCAUUCUCACUGAGUUACUGACUGUGGGCAAGGGUCGUAGAGUGGGAGUAUUUGUAUCCAAAGGAGGAACAGGCAUUUUAUUCCAGAUUCUGAUCAACUACAGUAAGCAGUUGCCCCUCAGUGAAGAACUCAUGAUGCAGCUUCAUUCAUUACUUGCCAAGAUCGGCUCAAAAGAUAGAAAGUUUGGAGUGAAGGCGCGUUUAAGUGGUGCUAUGAAUGUCACAGUCAGUUUGAUGAAACACAGCUUCCACAAUUUCAAACUCCUCCCCUGCCUGCAGGUUCUCAGGGUUUACUCGAGUAACUUGGCAAAUUGCAUUUCCUUGGGCAAGAAUGGUGUGGUAGAACUUAUUUUCAAGAUUAUUACACCAUAUAACAAGAAGAACGCCAGCUUAAUCAAGGUAGCCCUGGAUGCACUUGGAACACUUCUUAAAUCUAAAACAAAUGCUCGCUGUGCAGUGGAUGGUGAAUUCGUGCAAGUCUUGUUAUCACUGUAUCUGGAUUGGCAUCACAAUGACACUCGUCAUCGUUACACCUUGAUUCGCAAAGGGCUGCUUAUUUGCCUUAGAAACAUCACCAACAUCAAGCUUGGCAGAAAGGCAUUUAUAGAUGCCAAUGGCAUGAAGAUACUUUACAACUCCUCCACUGAAUGUCUUCCAGUUCGGACUCUGGAUCCUCUAGUCAAUACUUCAACGCUCAUCAUGAGGAAGUGCUUUCCUAAGAACCGUCUGCCUUUGUCCACUAUAAAAUCUUCCUUCCAUUACCAGCUGCCUUAUGUGCCUGCUGCAGGGCCUGUGGCACAGUUGCAGAAUCUGCAGCCCGGAGUGGAUGAUGUAGUGGAUGUAAGCGAUGAUAAUGAGGAAACAGAUGCAGACACAGAGAAUGAUACUGAAGAGGAAGAAAAGGACCUUCACACGAUGAAUGAUGACAUAGAGAAAGACCUGAACAAGCUGUAUCCCACACAAAGCCUUUGCUGUUCAUUUGAGGAUUUGAUGGUCUAUGAAAGGUUCUUCCUGGAACUGUCAGAAGACUUUCAGGUGUAUAACUUUGAGAGCUCUAAGGCCGCAUCUACUACAUCGUCAUUGUACUUCCCAGCAUCAGCCUCAGCUCAGCCAAUCAUAGUGCCCACAGUUCAAGCCCUGUCCCCAAAGCAUGUCCCUAUACUCUUUACACAGCGUGAUUUCAGCCAUACCAAAGAGCAGUGCACCCAGCCUCCUCCCUCCUCCACUUCACCUCUCUCUACUCCUCUGCCACCUCUAGACCUGGGAAAUAUUCACCUCAACAAGGACCAAGACACAAAAGAACACCACAUUCCUCCCUUAGAUCAAUGUAUGUCCUCCCACAGCAGAAAUAUGGAACAGGAACUAGCACACGUGUUGCAGUGUGUCUCUCUAGAAGAGGAGGACCCUCUGAAUGCAGACAAAGCAGAAAGAGAAGUUAAACAAGAAAGAGCUCCAGUCACAGCUGCAAGACACAUACAGUCUCCUCUCCUCUUGGGGAGCAUUGGUACAUGCCGUUUUGGAGGAGGAGGUGGCAGUGCACGGGGUUCAGACUGUGGUUCAGAGGGCGGUGAAGAUGAGGGAGGGGAAGGAACCUUUCUGGAGGUACCAGACACAGCCCUACUUCUCCCGUUGCAUGACCCUGACCUCUAUGUGGAGAUGGUGAAGGGAACUCAUUCAGUACCACAGUAUGCUGAAGUGGCUUACCCAGACUACUUUGGCCAUGUAGCACCAACAUUUAGUGAGCCCCUUCUCGAGAGGGUUUAUGGUGUACAGAGGUCUAAGAUAUUCCAGGAUAUCGAGAGAUUAAUUCAUCCCAAUGAUGUUUUGGACAAAGUAGUUUAUGACCUGGACAUACCCAACUGCCCUGUAAUCAAAGACGAUGGCGAGUCUCUAAAGUUCAAUUCUCAGUUUGAGUCUGGCAACCUCAGGAAGGCAGUUCAAGUCAGGAAGUAUGAGUAUGACCUUCUCCUAAACUCAGACAUCAACAGUAAUCACUACCACCAAUGGUUCUACUUUGAGGUGAGCGGUAUGCGUACUGGAACUACCUACCGCUUCAACAUGAUCAACUGUGAGAAGUCCAACAGCCAAUUCAACUACGGCAUGCAAGUGCUGAUGUACUCUGUGCAGGAGGCGAUCAAUGGCAGACCUCACUGGGUCAGAACUGGAACAGAUAUAUGUUACUACAAGAACCACUUUGCUCGGAGUUCCAUGGCAACUGGCGGUCAGAAGGGGAAGUCUUAUUAUACACUGACUUUCAGCACGAACUUCAGCCAUAAGGAUGAUGUCUGCUACUUUGCAUAUCACUACCCAUAUACGUACUCUACUCUUAAGAUGCACCUGUCUAAACUGGAGACAUUAAGAACUCCUCAAAUCUACCUGAGACAAGAUGUCCUGUGUAAAUCCCUUGGUGGAAAUGACUGUCCCCUACUUACCAUCACCGCCAUGCCAGAGUCCAACUCCAAUGAUUACGUCUGUCAGUUCCGAAAUCGUCCAUUGAUCUUCCUGUCUGCCAGAGUGCACCCUGGAGAGACCAAUGCCAGCUGGGUUAUGAAGGGCACGCUGGAAUUCUUGAUGAGCACCAGCCCACUGGCAAGCAGCCUUAGAGAGGCUUACAUCUUCAAAAUAGUUCCCAUGCUCAAUCCUGAUGGAGUUAUUAAUGGGAAUCAUCGCUGUUCUCUGAGUGGAGAGGAUUUGAACCGCCAGUGGCAGAAUCCCAGUCCUGAGCUCCACCCCACCAUCCACCACACAAAGAGACUGCUGCAGUACCUUGCACAUAUACAGAGGACACCACUGGUGUUCUGUGACUACCACGGCCAUUCAAGAAAGAAGAAUGUGUUCAUGUAUGGCUGCAGUCUGAAGGAAACAGUCUGGCAGUCGAAUAUCAGCGCAACAUCAAGUGAUUUACAGGAGGACCUUGCAUACAGGGCCCUCCCUAAGGUCUUGUCCCAGAUUGCUCCGGCCUUCAGCAUGGCCAGCUGCAGUUUCGUUGUCGAGCGCUCAAAAGAAUCAACUGCACGUGUAGUUGUAUGGAGAGAGAUUGGUGUGCACCGUAGCUACACAAUGGAGAGCACACUCUGUGGCUGUGACCAGGGCAAAUAUAAGGGUCUUCAGAUUGGCACCAGAGAGCUUGAGGAGAUGGGAGCCCAUUUCUGUGUGGCACUCUUAAGACUGAAGAGGCUGACAGGUCUCCACAACCACCAAAACCUGCUGGAUUUGGAGAGCGAUCUCAUGGGUUCUCAUUCAAAAGUGAUCAGCUGCCCCACCACGUAUGUGAUGGAGGAGGAUGAGCCGGCCUUUUUGGAGGUGAUAGACUACAGCGCAGAGAGCAAUGAUGAGGAUGCUGAACCUGAAAACGACUCAGGCAGUGGACUCCAUGAGACUCCUGAACACCAUGACCUGGUAUCAGACCACGAAUGUUACAAGGACCAAGCUUAAGCCAAAAUGUAGUUCAUUUAGUAACGUGGCUGAUGGGUUUAUCUCCACAUCUGUCAGUCUAGCCAUAUGCAGGCCCAUAAAUGUUUUGCCAUUGACAAAGGUCUUACUUUUGCAGUCUAAGACAACAUAUUUACAUAAAAAUCAUCCAAUCCAUAUUUACAUCCAAAUCGAGAACAAUGGAGGAAGUAUAGUACUUUUUAAGGACUAGAAAUAAUUAGUUCACUCAUUCAUUCACUUUCUAAAUUACUGUAGUUCCUCAAUAGUCUCCCCAUUUGGAUGCAAAUAGCCUUAAAUGGAAGCUCAAAUGUAUAUUUUAUUUGCUUGAAAGACUCAUGCACUGUGGGAAAAGAACUUUGUCAGUGUCCAAAUAUUUAUGAAACCAGCAGUAACUAGCCAACAAGAUCAAUAUUUGAUGGUAAAUUUGGAGUCUAUGCUAGUCAGCCUGUCUGGAAUAGAGUUGUACCGUCACAGUGAACCAUUUAUACAUAGACUUUAUGACUGUAUGCUGUUCAGAACCACUUAGCAUCAGAAUUUCACAAGUGAUGGAUAUUUGUCUUUAUUAAUGGUCACAAAUACUUUCUCCCCCACAUGAAGUAAUCUUGUUUUCCCACUGGCCUAAUAGUGUUACACCCUGCCUCCCUUCAGAACGGCCAGCAUAAGUCCUCAGAGUCACAGUGGAAAUUCACAGAGUCACAGGAAUGACAAAAGUGAGAAAUGUAUCCCAUGACCUCAGACACCACGUAGCCUCAGGCAAGGUCUGUGACAUGAACCUUUGUCCGCACUCUCAUUUUUCACAGCUGAUCCUCACUCUGCUUUAAUGGGCUGUGAUUGUGUAAUAUAGUGGCAGCUGCACUAACAGAUUUUGUUCCCCAUGAGUCUUUGGACCUCAUGUGGAAUCAGUUUGGCCAUCCUGAACGUGUGUUAGAGAAACUAGCAUUUGCGCAACAGAACAA
Messenger RNA from Thalassophryne amazonica, 4815 nucleotides. RefSeq names its product ATP/GTP binding protein 1 (gene agtpbp1). Gene Ontology annotation, molecular function: metallocarboxypeptidase activity; zinc ion binding. Lineage: Eukaryota; Metazoa; Chordata; Actinopteri; Batrachoidiformes; Batrachoididae. The record is from RefSeq and is a predicted model, not a curated record. Gene Ontology annotation, biological process: C-terminal protein deglutamylation; protein side chain deglutamylation; proteolysis.